Oryctolagus cuniculus (rabbit) is the source of this 3866-nucleotide messenger RNA. RefSeq names its product phosphatidylinositol 4-kinase type 2 beta (gene PI4K2B). Gene Ontology annotation, cellular component: endosome; plasma membrane; trans-Golgi network. The record is from RefSeq and is a predicted model, not a curated record. Gene Ontology annotation, molecular function: 1-phosphatidylinositol 4-kinase activity. Gene Ontology annotation, biological process: Golgi organization; endosome organization; phosphatidylinositol phosphate biosynthetic process. NCBI's taxonomy places the organism in Eukaryota, Metazoa, Chordata, Mammalia, Lagomorpha, Leporidae.
CCUGGAGGUGUGGCGCCGCUGUGCGGCCGCCGAACCGGACCGGAGCGCUGGUGAGGUGGCGGAGGUUCGACCCAGCCGCUCCUGCGCCCCGCGAUGCCGCGGACAGACCCGCGGCCCCGGCCUCUCUGAGUAGGUCUCAGCACGCCAGGCGCUGAGGGAGCCCAUGGCGGAGGCCUGCGAGCCCGGCCGGCGGGCAUCCGCGGGCGGCGGCAGCCUGGCGGCGGCGGAGGAGGAGGAUGAGGAGCGGGAGCCGCUACUGCCGCGGAUCGCCUGGGCCCAGCCGCGGAAAGGCGGCCCGGGCAGCGCCGUGAGGCUGCCGGAGGCUGCGGGGGACGCCCCCCGCGAGGCCGGCGACGAGGAAGUGCUGCUGCCUCCCGGGGACUCGCCCAGCUGCCCGCCCCGGGGCGUGGGGGUCCCGCGGACGUCACCCGCCGACCUGGACCGGAACCGCCUCUCGGGGUCAGCAACUACUGGUGCUUCAGAGCUGAAUGCCUUCUUGGAUGAUCCAGAAUUUGCUGAUACCAUAUUGAAAGCAGAGCAAGCAAUAGAACUGGGAAUUUUCCCAGAAAGAAUCUCUCAAGGUUCAAGCGGAAGUUACUUUGUGAAGGAUCCUAAGAGGAAAACUAUUGGUGUGUUCAAACCCAAAUCAGAAGAGCCUUAUGGUCAACUGAAUCCAAAAUGGACCAAAUAUGUUCAUAAGGUCUGCUGCCCCUGCUGCUUCGGCAGAGGCUGCCUGCUUCCCAACCAGGGCUAUCUCUCCGAAGCUGGCGCCUACCUUGUGGAUGAAAAGCUUCAUUUGGGCAUUGUCCCCAAAACAAAGGUGGUUUGGCUUGUCAGUGAGACAUUUAACUACAGUGCAAUUGACCGUGCCAAAUCAAGAGGCAAAAAGUACGCUUUAGAAAAAGUGCCGAAAGUAGGCAGAAAGUUUCAUCGGAUAGGGCUCCCUCCUAAGAUUGGUUCCUUUCAGUUAUUUGUUGAAGGUUACAAGGAGGCUGAAUAUUGGCUUAGGAAAUUUGAAGCGGAUCCUUUGCCUGAGAAUAUUAGGAAACAAUUUCAGUCGCAGUUUGAAAGGCUGGUGGUUUUGGAUUACAUCAUCAGAAACACAGACAGGGGAAAUGACAAUUGGUUAAUCAGAUAUGAAAAGGAGAAAUGUGACAAGAAAACUGACCUUGAGGAAUCAAACUGGAUCAAUGAUAAAGAAUCACUUAUUAAAAUAGCUGCAAUUGAUAAUGGUCUAGCAUUUCCUUUUAAACAUCCUGAUGAAUGGAGAGCAUAUCCAUUUCACUGGGCGUGGCUUCCUCAAGCAAAAGUUCCUUUUUCUGAAGAAAUAAGAAACUUGAUUCUCCCGUAUAUUUCUGACAUGAACUUUGUGCAAGAUUUGUGUGAAGAUCUUUAUGAACUUUUUAAGACUGACAAAGGAUUUGACAAAGCCACUUUUGAAAGUCAGAUGUCUGUGAUGAGGGGUCAGAUCUUGAACCUCACUCAGGCUUUGAAAGACGGGAAGAGCCCCGUGCAGCUGGUUCAGAUGCCUUGCGUGAUUGUGGAACGCAGCAGAGGGGGAGGCCAGGGUCGGAUCGUUCACCUGAGCGGCUCCUUCACCCAGACUGUCCACUGCAGGAAGCCGUUUUUUUCCUCCUGGUAGCAGAUUUAAGAGUAGGACAAACCAACUGGUACUGUUAUGUCGUUAGAUGUUACAGUAAUAUAAAUCCAAUGUUAAGAUCUCCAGUUGCCAAAACCUCAAAUAAUUUAAGUCUUUUUAAAAGGUUGCAUUUUGAAUGUAAUCAAAAGUUUACAGUUUUUUGUCCAAAUAUUAAAUUUCUAUUUCAGGGAAAAAGUGAUGUAUCUCCUAGAUUGUAUUUUUGCAGAAACUGUAUAUCUUCUGUUGUUAGUUAAGGUAAUUUCAUGGUUUACACAUCCUGGAAUAUAGAAUUCUCAGUAGAAGAACAAGGUAUUUGCUGACUUGGAGUUGAGUAACUUUAUAUCCUCUUCAAACACUGAGCACUGCUCACGCUCACUCGUCUUACUUACAAAGGCCUGGGAGGGCGCCCAGGUCUGCAGCUGCUCUAAGAGUGGAGUACUUAACUCAGAAAGACGUAAGAAUUGCCUUAAUUUUAAAAGCUGCUAUUUUUACAACUUGAAAGAGAGCCCCUAAAGUGGCCAUUAUUAGGGACCAGAAAAUUAUAUCCUGAUUAAGCAACAGGUGAACUUUUUUUUCCUAACUUCACAGGUUUUUUGAGGAAAGAAAAUCUGUCGAUGCUGCCCCUUUUCCAAAGAAUGGAACACUCAGCUUAGAUUUGAGGGGAAUAAUAUGGAAUUAAGUAGAUCCCUAAUAUUUUGAAAUUUUAAAUACUCUUAAAAAUUCCCUGGUUUCUGGCAUGGGAUCAAGUAGUCGAUCAAUUAGUACUUCAGCAUACUGAUUCUGUUCAGUUUAGUACUUCAGUUAGUAUUGAACUUUAAUAAAACAUAAUAUGCCCCAAAAUAUAUAUGGUAUUAUAUUUCAGGACCCUGGGUUAUAAGUUUCUAAAAAAAAAGUGGUACUUGAAAUUAGUAGACUUUUUAAAUAAUUAUAGUCCAUUUGAGAUUAUCAGCCCAGAUUAAAGAGGAACAAGACAGCGAUAACCAUGAAAUCACUGAUGCUUGACUUUGAGGUUGAACGGUGUACUUUGAGUGUGAGGAUGUCUGGCGUUACUGGGACUCGAACCCUGCUCGCUCGGUAAGGGUCUGAAUGCAGCUCCGCCCGACGUGAAGACAUCACUCCAGGGAAGCAGGUUCUGUGUCCUCACAGGCUCACAGCCAGGAACGUCACCACGCGGACGACACUGGCUGACUGGGGUUUUGGGCCUUUUGUAUGUUAAGCUUACUAUCUUGUGAUUUUGAUUUUUUAAUGAAGUAUUUUUGGGUACAAAGUGUUUUGUGAUGGUUAAAUUGGGAAGUAAGACAGAUCUGUAGUUCUCUCCUCCAUCACAGCUUUCUCUUGGUCUUCAUGGUGGUGAUGAACGAGAGCACUGCGGCCCUAAUGGGGGUCAUUGGAAGUCUGUGUUCUCCUACCUCUCCCAAUCCUCCCAUUAGCUCAACUUUGAGAUAGUGGGAAAUUAACUGGAACCUGAAAAUGCAAACUAUGGGUACUAUUUUUAAAUAAAUAUUGGUAUUGAAAAUGUGCCUUUAGAUAAAUGCUAGUAAUCAAAGUGUGCCUUUUGAAGAUGUGUUCUGAAAGAAAGGUAAUGAUUCAGUGUGAUGUGGGUGUAACUUUCAUCAAAUAGUUUUUACAGGAUUUUGAGAGUUGCUAUAUUAAUUUUUAUAACAGAGAGCUACUGUUUUAUACCCUAAAAUUAAAAUAGUGUAAAAAUAUUUUUACAUGUCUGACAUGCCAGUAAAGUUGGAUUAUUUAAGAUAUGCCUACAAGUCAAGAUACACUAGCUGUAUUUUGUAAGAUGUCAUGAACAUAAUUCUUAUUUAAAUAUUGUAUUUUUUCAAUAAGUAUAUUUAUAUUGACAAACAUGGUAGACUAAGGGCAAUAAAAAUCAUUGUCUUAAGGCUAGAUUUCUCCCGGAUGUAUGUAUAUUGAAUAUUUAGAACAUUUGUGAACACAUGUACAUUUAUAAAUGAUGCCAGACCAUCAUUUUCUUAAUCAUAUAAUAGUGCUAUAGUUUAAUUUGUUAUAAUUCCAACAAAAAAACAUUUAAACUGGAGCCUUUCUUUGUAAAUAGAAGCAUUUUUAUUUUAAUUAUAUACUGCCUUAUCACCCCCAAAAUAUGUCAAAAAUUGAAAAAUGUAGAUUUUUUUUGCAGACUUGAAAAUAAUUUGAUUUAUGGAAAAAAUUUUUAAUGUAGAGUACUAUGCUGGUAUUAAAACCUUGUUCAAAAUGA